Paralichthys olivaceus (Japanese flounder) is the source of this 3168-nucleotide messenger RNA. The record is from RefSeq and is a predicted model, not a curated record. NCBI's taxonomy places the organism in Eukaryota, Metazoa, Chordata, Actinopteri, Pleuronectiformes, Paralichthyidae.
ACCACCUGUGUUCAUUUCGUGGACAUGGUUGGAUGUGCAGUGUGAAGAUGGACGUGCAGAGAAAAGGGAUGGAUAGAUGAAGGAGCAUGUAGAUCGUGACGACCUCAGGCUGAACUUUCUGCCACGCUUGCCAAGAGAAUGAUGGAGUCACGUAAUCACACCACCUCAUCAACAUCUGCAGGAGGCCAUGCAACACCAGUGUGAGUGACGGGCAGCGUGAGGCAAUGAGCCUCACACCAAACCCAGACAGGGACAGCCUCCCGCUGAAGAAGAGGGACCAAAGACUGAGCUCACUGUCACAUCAGCAGCAGCAGGAGUGUGAUGCAGCAACAUUCAAGGCACCUUAUCCUUACAAGAGCCGUAAUGAGUUCAAGACAAAACACACAAGCCCGUUCCAGCCUGUGCCGAGACGAGUCCCUGCUCUCUACCAGCCCUGGAUGCAGAUUCACACAUCAUCCACCACCAGGUCCAAGCCUCAGGGGCUUUCUGCCUUCAGGGAGCACCACGGCUGGGCUGAGUGGAGAGAGUUCAACCCCCUGCACCCUGGGUGGGACUUUCCAUACCACUAUCAGCACCAGGCACCUGGCACACCUGCAGUCCAUCCACACCACCCCCCUAGCUUCAGCCCCAUCUCCCUGGUAUCCGAGGGUUUCCAACUGGGCGAAGGGUACAACUGGGAGCAGCUCAAGACAGUAAGGGACAAGAGUUUUAACGCAGAGAGGCAAAGAAAUAGCAGGAAUAAAGGACCAUAUGUGAGGAGAAGAGACAGGAAAGUGGAGUCUUUUCCCAGGUUUGAAAGAGCAAGUCCUCCAUCGUUGAGCACUUGCCUACCUCACUCUGCUCAGGAAGACCAACAUGAUUUGGUGCACACACCAACAAACAUUGUCCCACACCUUCUUGAACAUUCCCUCAGAAGAGUGUACUCUGGCGAUGACCCAAACAGCACAUAUACCUCCAUGAAAGAGGACACAUCCACUCUGCCCUCAUCCGAACAGGCGUCUCCUUCUCCUGACCGUUUCCCCUGGCUGCUCCCUCACUUUGUGGCCGGCUCUCUGAUCGAGCUCAGAGACGGGCGGCUGAGACGGGUGGAGCACCUGCAGACGGAGGACUUCCUGCUGGGAUCACUGGCCUGUCCGGACCUGCGCCUGAGCCGCUGCACGGUGCAGAGCAUCUCCCCUUCAGCCUAUAACUCCUCCGUCUCACGCCUCCUCAUUCUGCUUCAUGACCAACAGACGCAGUGGAUCUGUGUGAAAGCUCUCCAAGUUCAGAACACGUACAGAGAGUUUAUAUUCCCAACACGCUUAUCCUCAGGGAGCAAUGUAAACAAUAGAAGCCAGGCCUUAGGAUUUCUCUGCUCUGCUGCUGCAGUCCCACUGUCUAACCCACCUCCCUGUUUGGUCUUUGUGUCUAUCUGCAGGUUGGCCCAGCCAUAUGUCUACCCACAAGCCUUUGUGCAGCCCAGCCUGGUGCUGCCCACUCAAGUUUCCACCUCCGUCAGCAGCAGCCCCUACCUGGAUUACAGCUCAGCCUACACUCAGUACGCCCAGGCCGCCUUUGAGCAGCAGUACCCAUACGCUGCCUCCCCAGCAGGCUUCAUGGGUUACAGCUACACUACCAGCCCCACAGCCUCAGCCGGUCCAGCCGCCGCAGCCACAGCCCCAGCCACCGUCCACCCGACCCUCCCCUCCGCUGGCGGCCCAGCCCCGGCCUUCCUGCACUACGCCCCGCAGCACCACAUCCAGCCGGAUCGUAUGCAGUGAGCUGUAGAGGAAGCUGCGAGGAGAGGGGGUGGUACAGGCGGAGGAGGAGGGGGAGGGAGGGAGUUAUGGUCGCUGACGUUUGAACAGACAAUAGUGAAACACCCUACAGGGUGACCUGGCUGUUGUCAGCAGGGGCUUUCAGGAAAAAGGGUAGGACUAUUGCACUAUACGAUCAGGAUGAGCCAUUUGCUCAUUGGAUAAAGGGUAAGAGGGCAGGCAGGGAUCUGAGGACUGUCGAGGUUCAGGUUGGGAUGCUAAACAGCAUUAAGUAUAUGGUGGCUUCCAAGGGCUUCCAGAAGCUGACACUUCAUUUUUAAUUAUUAUUUUUAUUCUCCUUAAUAUUGUCAUUGUCAUAUUUUUUUGUGUCUAUGUGAUUAUUAUAAAUGUUGUCAUAGGUUGUAGCUCAAUCAGUUCUGCAUGUCAGAUUCAUGGUACAUAUUGAUUAUUGGCGAGCUGUCUGGGACAUGAAGUACCGCUUUCCCCCCCAACUACGUAGUAUCUUGGGUGGAUAUGGAGGCGCAGGGUGGUGAUUGAGAAAGCCUCUCAGCAUCUCUUAAUCAUCCUGUUCAGGUGCAACAUCCACAGUUAGGUGGAGCACUGCCCCACGAACAAACCUCCAGCGUUCAGUGCUUCGCAGGAGGAUGGCGAGAGGUUUCACCUCAAGGAAAAAAUAGCAAGUUUUGGAAUAAAACUGUGGGAGUGACAUUGUUUUGAGAGUUUGAUGUCAGGGCUCCAUUUUUUUAUUAUUUGUUUUAAGUAAAGAGGCCUUAAUAAAGAGAGAACCUUUUUGAAACUCUUGAUUCUUCAAGCGCUACCCCCAUGACAGGACCAAGUGCGGAAAGCCCCUUGUAACUGCUAACUGUUCUCAGCAGUAAGUUAUAUUAAUCUUGCCAAUACUUGGGUCUUGAUCAUUUCAGAUGGAUAUAGAUAAUCACAUGCAGUAUGUGGGAGCGCUGUGUAUCGAUUUUGAAAGGUAGCUGACACUGAGCGCAAACAACAGUGUAUUUUUUUUUUUUCUUAUUUUCUCACUGAGAUUUAACUGUUGCUCUCAAAAGGACAUUCAUGUAUAGCAUUUUAAAAUGUUUUCAGUCAUCCAGUACAUUUACAAUAUUUAUAUGUAGGUAUUUAUAAGAGAUACUAAGUUAAAAUAGCUUUUUUUGUUACAAUGACUGUAGUUGUGGCACUGAUGUCAUUUAAUCUGCAGAUCCAGAGGUGUCGUAUUCAUUUUGUUCCCUCCUGUCACCAUGUUGGUGGAUUUGCUGAGGUGCACAGAACUACAGUAGAUGCUCGUUUGUAGAUCCUCGACUGGUUGCAUCAGAAAUUCUCUAGACUUUUUCAAUAAAAAUGUCUUUUACAGUCCCUUCCAAGAAGCCAUACCAAAAAAAUAAAUAAAGAAUUUGUACUUAAA